AUGGUGCAGUUUGAGUUUAUGAAGUCGUUACCUUACUACGACUCUGAAUCUAUUGACUUUGAACUGAGCGAUUGGGCGGCUGAAUUGUUGGAAAGAUUAGGAAUAUGUUCGCUUAGUCGAUCUGACUGGAGGCAGUUUAUCAAAAAGGACCUCGUUGAUAGAUUCGGUGGCUCCUAUGGAAAAACACUCGCGCAAAUUUACUUGAACAUUGGUCUUGAACCGCCGUCGUGCCUUCCAAAUAUUGAAACAUCUUCUGAAACAUCCGACACUUCUGAGUCCCCAACCUUUAAUCUACAUGAAAGCAAUACUUCAAGAAAGUCCCCCAAAACGCCAAUUAGGUGCAGUUUCGCAUCCACCUCGUUUUCGCAAUCAUCUAUUCGGGUUGAGACGGAGAAUAAUCCUCGAUCAAAAGCUGUCACACCGGCUCCCCAAUUGGUUUUAAUACCAAUGUCGGUAUCGGGCAAAAAGGAAUCUGCGUCUAAAACUCGGAGGAAACCGAGAACUCCAGUCAAGCGGGAUAUUUCUCUCAAUAAAAGAUCCUUCGCAACAGAUGCUUCCUCUCGAAGGUAA
Messenger RNA from Mesocestoides corti, 570 nucleotides. NCBI's taxonomy places the organism in Eukaryota, Metazoa, Platyhelminthes, Cestoda, Cyclophyllidea, Mesocestoididae. The record is from the annotation of a GenBank genome assembly.